CUUAAUAAAGAACAGUAUGUGUACCCAUUUGGAUGACAGAAGGGGUGCUAUAUAUCUGAGGCAAUAUCAACGCGAAAAAAAAUUACUACACGACAGUUAAACUACGCAGUCAUAUUAAAGAUGCUAUUGGAAACACAUUACAAGCUUCGCUAAUCAGUUUGAGCUGAAAAAGACAAACAAAAGCAUGUAACAUUUCUCUGUUGAAGUCUCUAUCCCUAAUAGUGGAGCUGAAAGCGAAAGGCUAAGUCGUUUUUAGGGUGCCAACACUUGUUUUAACUGGCUAAAUCGCAUAAUAUUAAGUGACGUAUCCUCGUUAUCGUUAUCCGUGGGCGAUAGGGUUAAUUAAGAAUGGCAAUUCAGGACGCAUUUAAUCCAGUUUGAUUUCGGCACAAUUAAAAUUCAGUUCACAUACCACUCUUCAAGUGGUCCACAAAUGAAAAGAGUGACACCUCGGUCUCCAAGACAGCGUCGUAUUUCUGAGGCAGCAUAAUCACUUGGCUGCUCCUUGCACUGUUUCUCCCCGCCGCGUCCUGUGCGCUGAGCGCUCUCCAGACACUCACCACUCAAACGCGUUUACGCGCAUCUCCGAGGAGCACGGCGACGGACCUUAUCAAGCCAGUCACAUAAUUCGUGUACACUGGUAGGGUUAUUUAUGGCAUUGAGCGACUCCAGUGUGGGGAUUCGAUGCAAUGAUUUUACCCGUUGUUAUUUCCACCAUCGAUGUCAAGGUUGAUCAGCUGAGGAACAGAUAAUUACGAUCUCGUCUACGAGAGCAAACUGAGGACUGUCGGAGAACGGGCUGUAAGGACUAGCUGUCGUAAUCGCGUAACGGGAACAAGUUUGGAUGUUCAUGGACUCCGAGGAAAGCGAAAUGAGCAAAAUGCUAAUAUACUGAUGUUUAUAAUUUAAAGAUGUAUUUAAGAAGAUAACGCUGUGAUUUAUCUUAGAACACCAAAAAGACAAUUUCAGCGAGUUUUCCUACCCAAGAAAUAUUUGAUAGGUGCUUAUGCAGACAUGUAUUGCUUUAUUAGAAUGGAUUGAUAAUCUUGUGUCUUCCGCAUCGUUUACUUUGGCACAAUGAAAUCUCUCUUCUACAGCCGCUUUUUCAUAUUACUUCCGUGGGUUUUGAUAGUCAUCAUUGUGAUUGACAUCGACACGAAGAGGUCAUCUGUACGAAAUACAGCCAACUUUUAUCUCUCUCGGCUUGGAAACGCACCGCGGCCAGACAGAGCGGUCCGAACUACCUCUGCAGUCAACCGCACGGCUCUCCCCGUGAUUUACGCAGUUACACCUACCUACACCAGAGCGGUGCAGAAGGCAGAACUCACCCGCCUGGCGAACACUUUCCGUCAGGUUCCGCGGUUUCACUGGAUCGUAGUGGAAGACUCCAGUGCCCACACGGAACUGGUGUCGCGUUUCCUCGCCCGUGCCGGAGUCCAAAGCACCCACCUGCACGUCUUCACCCCUCGCAGGUUCAAGCGCAACGGGAUGCCCCGCGCCACCGAGCAGAGGAACGCCGCACUCGGCUGGCUGAGGGGCCAUCGUAGCCUGAACGACGCUGGAGUCGUGUUCUUCGCCGACGACGAUAACACGUACAGCCUUGAACUGUUUGAAGAGAUGCGGUCGACCAGACGGGUGUCGGUAUGGCCCGUAGGUCUGGUGGGGGGGCGUAGAUACGAGCGCCCCAUCGUGGAACAGGGCAAAGUGGUUGGCUGGUACACAGGAUGGCGUGCUGACAGGCCCUUUGCUAUUGACAUGGCAGGCUUCGCAGUGAACCUGAAGGUGAUUCUGGAUAACCCACGCGCCCUGUUCAAGAGGAGAGGGGCCAAGCCAGGCAUGCAGGAGUCCGACUUCCUAAAGCAGAUAACCAAGGUGGAGGACCUGGAGCCAAAGGCUCACAACUGCACCCAGGUCCUGGUGUGGCACACCCGCACAGAGAAGGUCAACCUGGGCAAUGAACCCAAGAGGCACCUGGACUCUGUUUUCAUUGAGGUCUAGUGGACAGGACUGCCAUGGGUGAGCAUACUGGCUGGACCAAGUACCCAUCAUCCUUGGCACUUGCCCAUUUAGUGUCCACCUCUUAACUUCUAGUUUACUGAUAAAUGCUGGACGUCCAUUGUGAAGGAUCCCUCAUCCAACCCAAUGCUCUGGAUUUAUCACUGACCUGCUUCUGGCUGCAUAAGUGGACUGUGCAUCAGUGCUCUGAUAAAAAUAUCCCAUCUCAUUGAGGCAGUACACUGGGUCGCUCGGUCCAUCUCUAAACCCGCAUCAAUGGCUCGGGCUGGUUUCGGUGGCAGACUAGGUGGAAACAUUCACUUUUGAAAUCGGCACAGCAUGUGCAAUACAGGCUGUUUUGGAAAGAGAGCCGGACAUUAGGGAUAAGAACUCCAACAGUGAUUCAGUGUCUCUGUGGAGAAGAUUCAGCUUGAAGAACCCGAUGACAUCUGCUGGGGGCUGGCGGAAGAACACUAAAAGGACCAGUUGUUGGAGUGGGGACUCUGAGUUUAAAAUGUACAUUUCCUGAACUUCAUGCUGUCUGUGGAAUUUAUACGGAGAGGCUGUGGAGACAGUAUAUGGAAGUAUAUGGAAAAGACCCUGCAGAGACGUGUAUGUGUGGCUAUGAGUGUGUUUGUAAGAAAAGACCAGACAACAGGAAAGGGCUUUGGGCAAUGGUGCGUGCCUGCGUCUCAGCCCACAGGACUCUAAAGGACUAAACACUAAAGGAACUACCCUUACGAUUACAACUGGCUUUAUUCCAAAUGUCCCUUUUAAAAGCAAAACAAGAAAAGAACAAAACAUCAAAUGAGAACUUUACAAUAAAUGAAGCAUUAGACAAAAUGAUCACACAAUAGUUCAUGGCUAUUCACUGUUUAAUGCACGGAAAUAACAUUUUUUUUUUUUUUUUUUUUCCUCUGUACUAGGCACCAGAAAAAUGUAAACACGUUAUAGAAAUAAACCUGGAUGACGAGG
This is a messenger RNA of Electrophorus electricus (electric eel), 2970 nucleotides long. RefSeq names its product beta-1,3-glucuronyltransferase 2 (glucuronosyltransferase S) (gene b3gat2). The record is from RefSeq and is a predicted model, not a curated record. Gene Ontology annotation, biological process: carbohydrate metabolic process; chondroitin sulfate proteoglycan biosynthetic process. Lineage: Eukaryota; Metazoa; Chordata; Actinopteri; Gymnotiformes; Gymnotidae. Gene Ontology annotation, cellular component: Golgi membrane. Gene Ontology annotation, molecular function: galactosylgalactosylxylosylprotein 3-beta-glucuronosyltransferase activity.